AUGGAAGCUAGGAACAAGAAGAUGAAAAAGCUGAUCACCGUUACUGCAUGUCCGUGUAAACAAAUGGAGGAAUUGUCCAUAACGGAGAACAGCUUGAGAAAGUACUGUUGUGAUUCGAUCAAAGAGCAAAAGCUUAUCGAUCUACUGCAAAAGCUCUUAUGGCAAAAACAAGAGGUUAAAUGUUUGAAAGAGAAUUCCUUAUGGAACAAAAGCUUUGACAUGGUUGCUUCCAUGCUGGUCAGAUCGGUUUUCACUAUUCUGCAAAGGGUCAAGCUUGUUUUUGGCCUCGGGCUCCGCCAUGGCUAUUUUUCAUCGUCUUUGCCUCGAAGCCUUUCGGCUUCUGCAACUGUUUACCCCACUGUAAACCCGAACACUUACAACUUCGUAUCAGGACCCCUGAAGGGUGGUCGCAAAAUUAUUUUUUUCAAGUCAAAUUCGAAGUUCCUAAAGCCUCCUCCGAGUACAUUAGGCACAUCGGCAUUAUCGUUACAUUAUGCAAAUCUAAUAAUCGUGUUAGAGAGAAUGAUAAAGUCACCCAAGUUGGUUGGCAUCGAAGCAAUAGAUAAUCUUUAUUCGAUGCUUCCGAGCAGUAUCCGGUCAUCGUUGAGGGCGAGGCUGAAAGGAGUUGGGUUCACGGCGAAUGAUCCGGUGCUUGCAGGUGAAUAG
Messenger RNA from Hibiscus syriacus, 666 nucleotides. RefSeq lists its product as uncharacterized. Lineage: Eukaryota; Viridiplantae; Streptophyta; Magnoliopsida; Malvales; Malvaceae. The coding region runs from base 1 to 666 and encodes 221 amino acids. Gene Ontology annotation, biological process: positive regulation of growth. The record is from RefSeq and is a predicted model, not a curated record. The transcript has a single exon.